GGACAGGAAGGGGCGGAGCCCACGCAGCCCCCGCGCCGCGAGGGAGGCAGCGGCAGCGGCAGCCGGAGGCCGCUGGCAGGGCAAGGGGGAGCGGGUGGCCACGUCGUCCCGGCACGGCCCGACCUGGCUCGGGAGUGCGCGGAGCUGCGGAGAGCCUGGGCCGGGUGGGACAACGCCAUGGUCCCCGCCGACGUCCCGUCCGCCUUGGCGCUCAGCGCUGUGGGCCCCGCGGCCGCCACCCCGUACGGUGUCUUCUGCAAGGGGCUCUCCCGGACCCUGCUGGCCUUCUUCGAGCUGGCCUGGCAGCUGCGCAUGAACUUCCCGUACUUCUACAUCGCGGGCUCGGUGAUCCUCAACAUCCGCCUGCAGGUACACAUUUAGGGCCGCGCCUGCCGGGCCGGGCCUCCUCGGGCACCCGCAAGAUGGCCGCCCCGCGCGCGGCGCCGCCGAGACGCGCGAGAGGAGCGCGCAGACUCGCGGGAGCGCGCCCCGGCCGCCCCUUCCCGGGAUCUGGAGGUGGGGGAAGCUUGCAGAGUCUGUUAGGAGCCGAGACGUUCCAGGAGCGGAGAAGCUGGGACCCGAGGAAGUAUCCGAGGAAUACACGUCCGCCAACCCCUGGGGAACCUUAGCAUCUGACGGAGGGCACAGGCUGCGUUAUGAGACAGGAACACUAAGUUUCUCCAGAACACAGAUUUACAACAAACUUGGGUUCUGAAUUGAUCUUUGGGAAUUCUGGACUGUGAGCUUAGUCCUUGAGUCAGAGGCCUGUUCCUUGCCAGGAAUGUGAUCUCAAAAGGAUGUAUCUCUUCCUCCCACAAGAGGAUACAUUGGAGCUGGGGGUCAAAGCCGGACUACACGAAAGCUUGUUCCCAGUGCAAACACAACAGCGGGAUUUUGAACAAAUGGUGGCAGAGUGUGGGGAUAUCCCUGUCAGAGAGACAGUUGGAGCCAAAGAAAAGGAAGUUCAGUCGUGGCAGAAAAAUGGACUGUGCUCUCAUAGUCAUGCAAAUGGACCAAAUAUGGCUUUUUCCUGGGAGUACUUAAUUCUGGUUACAGAGUAAAAUGCAGAUGUUACAAACCUUGUGAAAAUACAGUUGACAAGUGGGAAGACAAGAAACUAAAUGGAAUGGCGGAGCCCUUGUGGAGGGGGGCGGUACUCUUGAGAGUGACUAGGACAUUUUGUGGAUUAUGGACAGCCAUAAAGUUUCUAACUGCUAAACAGACGGGGGUAACCACAUGAAGUACACAGGAAAUGUCCAAAGAUGAAGUGUUCUGAAUGUCCAAAAAAGAGCAAAUACCUGGUGUGUGUGAAUGUAUGCUAGAGAUUUAUCCAAGUCUGGGGUGAGUUAGUACUUAUAUUUUAUUUUAAAAUUAAAACUGAAGUCAUUAUAAACCCCAUGAGAAAUAAAAUAUAGUCAUAAAUUAUGCUGCCCUACCUCGUGUGACUGAUACUGUACCUGUAAGAUAAGUACUUGCUUAACAAGAAAUGAUUAUGUAACACUGGGGGACUUGAAGAGGAAAAGGAUGUAAUAUAAUGAUGGAAAGUUCACCAAGAACUAUUACAGAGGGCUGGAGAUUUGGUUCAGUUGGAGAAUAUUGCCUACCAUGCACAAGGCUCUAUGUUUGAUCCCCAACACUACAAAAAAGAUCUAAUAUAUAAAAAGCAGCAUAAACUACAAUUAGGAAAACCAAUGCAGAAACACGUAAGAGUUAAAAGAGUUAUUUCUGAAGAAAACAAAUGAAAAUAGGAAGAGGAAAAGCAGGAGUUCGUUCUUUUUUGUUACCAAUCUAACAUUAUUGUGUGAUUCAUUUUUAACCAUGUAUGUGAUUUUCUUCAAUUAAAAUCUAAUUUAAAGCCGGGCGGUGGUGGCGCACGCCUUUAAUCCUAGCACUCGGGAGGCAGAGCCAGGCGGAUCUCUGUGAGUUCGAGGCCAGCCUGGGCUACCAAGUGAGCUCCAGGAAAGGCGCAAAGCUACGCAGAGAAACCCUGUCUCGAAAAACCAAAAAAAAAAAAAAAAAAAAUCUAAUUUAAAAUAUUUCAUUUUAAAAAUUUCCCCAGGUAAUAUCUCCCACAGGUUAAAUGACACAGAAAGCUCAUGGGAUUGAAAUUGUAAAUCAUACAGGACAGUUAGUGCUUGAUACUAUUAAUAUAGAAGUAUUCUGCCUACUCAAGCUUGGAAAUAAUUUCAUUUCUACUUGUGAUUUUCCUUACAUAUAAAUGUAAUUGUAUUCUUUCAAAACUCAUGUAAGAUGAAUAUAUACUGUUACAGGCUCGA
Peromyscus maniculatus bairdii (prairie deer mouse) is the source of this 2276-nucleotide messenger RNA. It is a transcript of the gene Smim10l1, whose product is annotated as small integral membrane protein 10 like 1. NCBI's taxonomy places the organism in Eukaryota, Metazoa, Chordata, Mammalia, Rodentia, Cricetidae. The record is from RefSeq and is a predicted model, not a curated record.